AUGACGUGUAGCUCGUAGCUCACCAACUUGCAGCAGCAGCAGCAGCUAGCUUGUCAGACGAGACAGCGACAGCGAGUUCAUACCGACAGACACAAUGAGAGCUACUCUUUGAGUGUAUAUACAGAAACAAGACGAGCGUACAGUCAUUGAGCACUUGACAACGCCACGGACUGAUACUUUAUGGAAGUUAAUAUGCUGUAGCAGAAUGGAAUUACCAUUACAAGCUUGUUUUGAGUGGUACUGCAUAAGGACGCGGCUCUGUUUCAGCCCUCAGAACAAGGAGCCAUAAACUCCAUGCGUCACGUGACGUCACUUAUUCUCCAGAAAUUGCACUCAAAAAGAGACACUUAAAGGACAGACAUGUUUGCCAAGUUGAAGAAGAAGAUCGCAGAGGAGGCAGCCACAGCACCUCGGAGUGGUGUUCGUAUACCACGCACCAUCAGCAAGGAAUCCAUCACCUCAAUGGGGGCAGACUCGGGGGAUGACUUUGCAUCCGAUGGCAGCAGUUCCAGGGACGACCUGCCCGCACAGCUUCUCAGAAGGAAUGAUCAGAUCCGGAAGCUGGAGGCCAAGCUAUCAGACUACGCUGAGCAGCUACGAAUUAUGCAGAAGACCAAGGACAAGCUUGAGAUUGCAUUAGAAAAGCAUCAGGAUUCAUCCAUAAAGAAGCUUCAAGACCAGAAUGAAACUCACCAGGCCAGCAGAGCCAAAAUGGCAGAGGGGAUGGUUUUAGCACUGGAAAAGAAGGAUCAGGAAUGGAUGGAGAAGAUGACUGAUGUGGAAAAGGAGAAGGCUUCCAUGUCAACCCGUAUAGAGGAGAUGAUGGAGCAAAGCUUAGCACUCUUCCAGAAAAGGGAUGACCUGGAUGAACUGGAGGGCUUUCAGCAGCAGGAGCUCGCUAAAGUUAAACACAUGUUGCUGAAGAGGGAGGAGCAGCUGAGCCAGCAGGAUCAGGAGCUCCAGCAAAAGGAGGCUGAAAUUCAGUCGGCAAAGCGAGGGCUGUCCGAGGCUCGAGGGAAACUCCAGACUCUGGAACAGCAGCACGAGGAGAGCUGCAGUCUCAACUCUGAGCUUGAAAUAGAGCGAGAGGAACUGCUGCUGCUCAGAGAGGAGGCAGACCAGAAGAUCGGUGAGUUGGAGAAACGAUGCCAGGAGCUGCAGUCAGUCGUCCACCAGGUGUCUGAAGACUUCCAGAAGUCACAGAGUACGGCGUCAAAUUUAGAGAGAUCCCUCGGGGAAUUACAGACUGAACAUGACGCCCUGAAGCUGCAACAACAAAAGGCCGCUGUAACGGAGGAGGACAAGGAGCGCUUGUUAGCGGACCUUCAGAAGAAAGUGACGUCUCUGGAGAGACGGCUACAGGGGGACCUGAGCCAGGACGAGCAUCUACAGGAGCUUCUCGAGGAGAAGUCCAGCCUGGAUCAAAGUUUGGAAGAGACCAGAGCAGAGCUGGUCUUGGUUCGGACAAACCAUGCCGAUACUGUCAGCUCUCUGGAGACACAGGUAUCCAGAAUGAGCUGCAGCAUUACUGAGCUGCAGACCCUUCUCCGACAUAAAGACGACUCCUCCAGAGCCUACAGAGAGAGAACAGACACACAAAUAGCUAAUUUGGAGCAGAAAGUCCUAGAAACUAGUGAGAGACUGAAGAGUGCAGAGCAUCAGAUCACAGAGAAACAGCAGCACAUGGAUAAGCUGCAAGGAGAGUGGAGUGCGGAGAAGGCCUUUCUGGAUCAGCAGGUGUGUUUGCUACAGCAGCAGAGUCAGGAGAAGGCCAGCCGCCUGGAGGAAAGCAUCAACUCUUUACAGACAGAAAGACAGACGCUGCAUGACAGGAUUACGGAUCUGGAUAAGCAGAGGGGCGAGGCAAACGUCACUCUAAGCCAGCGGACAGAGCAGCUGGAACAGUGCCGGGCGGACCUCGACAGUCGGCAGACAGUGAGCACGGAAAUUGCCCAUGCUCUUGAGGAAACCAGACGACAGAAGGAAGACUUUCAAACACAGGUUGGAGAGCUGAACACAUCUCUACAGACCUCACAGCAGGAACUGUCCAAUGUCACUGAGAAGCUAGCACUGAGAGAGGAAGACGUCAAAACACUCCAGAAUGAGGUGCAGUGUCGGCAGGCAUCACUGGUCCAGCUACAGGAGGAGUUGGAGCUGCAGCGAGCCCAGCUGGAGCAGAUGGAGCUGGACAAAGAUGCCCAGCUGAUCAGCCUGAGGGAGGAGCUGCUCAGCCAGACACAGCAGCUAGAUAGCUGCCAAGCACGGAUCUCAUACCUGGAGGUUGAGGUGGAAACGUUGACAGAACAGCUUCACAGCCCUGAAGUGUGCGAGGAGGAUCAGAACGGCAGCGUGACCGUGUAUGAUCUGGAUCACAUUCAGAAGAUCAACAGAGAGCUAGAGCAGCAGCUCACCGACAAGAACAGGACCAUCAAGCAGCUGCAGCAGAGACUGGCAGAACUGAGGAGGACGCUGCAGAAGGAACUGAAGCUGAAGCCUGAGCCAGAAGCCGAAGGGAAGGAGAAGUUUCCAGAAAGCCGAGCAGAAAAACAAGAGAGGCUUUUUACAGACCUGCUGCCAGCAUCCAACCUGAGCCCCCCGACCUCCAAAACCACGGUGACCAACACCUCAGACCUCAAUGACUCACGAGAAAUCAACUUUGAGUAUCUCAAACACGUUGUACUCAAAUUCAUGUCCUCCAGAGAGGCCGAGGCAUUCCAGCUAAUACGAGCUGUAUCUGUGCUGCUGAACUUCACUCGAGAGGAAGAGGACAUGUUGAAACAAACUCUGGAGUACAAGAUGUCCUGGUUUGGCUCCAAGCCUUCUCCAAAGGGUACCAUCCGGCCUUCAAUCUCAGGCGCUGCGACUCCCUGGAGCUGAUGAGCAGCA
Messenger RNA from Sebastes umbrosus (honeycomb rockfish), 2886 nucleotides. RefSeq names its product golgin A1 (gene golga1). Gene Ontology annotation, cellular component: Golgi apparatus. The coding region runs from base 361 to 2877 and encodes 838 amino acids. The record is from RefSeq and is a predicted model, not a curated record. The transcript is spliced from 24 exons. Lineage: Eukaryota; Metazoa; Chordata; Actinopteri; Perciformes; Sebastidae.